Porites evermanni is the source of this 402-nucleotide messenger RNA. NCBI's taxonomy places the organism in Eukaryota, Metazoa, Cnidaria, Anthozoa, Scleractinia, Poritidae. The record is from the annotation of a GenBank genome assembly.
AUGAGAAAAGUGAGAAAAAUAUUUGAUCUGUUGGAAAGUCACCAAGCAGGUGGGCAUAAAAUUGUUUGCAAGAGAGGAUCGUCUCUUAGUUGUUUGUCAGUCUUAAUUCCUUUUUUUGUUGUUGUUAAUUUUUUUUUCUUUGUGUAGUUUUGCGAACAGCAAGUAGGGAUGGAUAAUGUUACUUUGAGAAGAGGGUUUGGCUGUUAAUAAAAUAGUUUAAAAAAUAUUUUUAUCCCGUUUAUUUAAGUGGACGAGGACGGACGAGUGACUCCGCUGCCCAGACUAGAAAUUGAGCCCGUGAGCACAGAAGAUGUAGAAGCAGCGUUGAAACACACCAAGCCAUCCGCACGACAGCUCAAGGAUAAAUAUAAGGACUGGCAGAAGGAAUACGAAUCCGUGUAG